AUGCCGGGACGCAAGAGCAACGUGUCGACCACGUCAAAUGGCCCGGAGGAGGUAGCGGAGACAACGCCUGCGCGGCAGCCCAAGGAGAAGGACGGUCUGAGUGUUGAGGAUUUGAGCCUACCGAAGUCCAUGAUACAGCGAAUCGCCAAGGGCAACCUCCCAGCCAACACGCAAAUACACAAGGACGCGCUAUUAGCGCUGCACAAGAGCGCAACUGUCUUUGUGAGCUAUCUCGCAGCCAACUCGAACGACAAUGCACAAGCCAGUGGCAAGAAGACAAUCUCACCCCAGGACGUCAUGGCUGCGCUCAAAGAUGCUGAGCUGGAGAACUUUCUGCCCGUCGUAGAGGCUCAGUUGAAGAAGUACAACGAGAUCCAAUGCGACAAGCGUAAUACGUACAGGCGGAAAGUUAAGGAAGAGAAAGCCAAAGACGCUCCUCCGGAGGGCGAAGGCGAUGCAGAAGGCGCAGCGAGUGGUGUUGCAUCAAAGGACGGCGAAGUGGUCCCUGGCGCAAACGGCACUGCCAACGGCCACGCUGAUAUCGAGGAUGGUGAAAGACCUGUCAAGAAGCUCAAAGGCGAUGCCGGCGUUGCAAUGGCUCCUGGCGCAGAUGAUGCCGAUGACGAAGACAUGGCGGACGACCAAGAUGCUGACGCCAACGACGACGAAGAAGCGGCGGAUGAUGAUGUUGAAGACGAAGACGACGAAGAUCAGACCAUGGAGGACGCUCUCGAAGAGCAGGAGCCAGAAGAUGAUGACGACGACGAGCGUGGCGAAUUGAGAGACGAAGCACUGGACGAGCCGGACAGCGACUAA
Fulvia fulva is the source of this 816-nucleotide messenger RNA. Its product is annotated as DNA polymerase epsilon subunit D. Gene Ontology annotation, molecular function: chromatin DNA binding; protein heterodimerization activity. The transcript is spliced from 4 exons. Gene Ontology annotation, cellular component: epsilon DNA polymerase complex; CHRAC. Bases 1 to 816 code for a protein of 271 amino acids. Gene Ontology annotation, biological process: leading strand elongation; heterochromatin formation; DNA damage response. NCBI's taxonomy places the organism in Eukaryota, Fungi, Ascomycota, Dothideomycetes, Mycosphaerellales, Mycosphaerellaceae. The record is from RefSeq and is a predicted model, not a curated record.